Molecule: messenger RNA, 5280 nt
Organism: Magnolia sinica
Lineage: Eukaryota; Viridiplantae; Streptophyta; Magnoliopsida; Magnoliales; Magnoliaceae
Exons: 4
Coding region: 456-4871 (1471 amino acids)
Source: RefSeq, a predicted model, not a curated record
GAGUAGGUGUAGGAUAGGACAGGUCUCUGUAAAAAUCCAUCCCUCCUCUCUCUCUCAUCUCUAUCUCUCUCUUGGGUUGCUGUAAUUGUACAAACCUGCUUUUGGUGGAGAACCAGAUGCCUUUGAUGUGCGUGGGUGGUGCUGUUUUAAAAAAACUGCAUCAAAUCAAGGGUCCAUAGAAGAGGAGAGAGAGAGAGAGAAAGGAAGAAAGAGAGAGAGAGAGAGAGGACAGGAGAAAAAGGUCUAUUUUUAUCUUUAUAUAUUUUUUUUUACGGGGGGCUGAUUUUGGGGAGUUUUGAGUUUUGGGUAAUUUGAGAGGCUUUUGGUUAUGCUGGAGGCUAAGUACAAGAGGAGGAGGAGUCCCAGUUCCAGCAAAUCUCUUCUUGGGACUGUACCAGUAGUGGAGAGAGAAAGAGAAGGAGAAGCAGCAAUAAAAAAGAGAAGCCUCUCUUCAGAUGUUAUCCAUUGAAAAUCAACCACCAGAUCAUCUCCCAUGUUCUACCAGCAGGAUCCCAGGUCUGAAAGGUGAUGAAAGGUCUGUUGCUGCUGAUCUUGACAAGCUUUCCUUGCAAGAAGAGGAGACUGCUGCUGUUGCUGCUCCACAUCUUGGGACAUCAGGCCUUGCCCAAGACACCCAUCUCCCUCAUUUCUCCAUAAGAGAUUAUGUUUUCAAUGCGCGGAGCAAGGACGUAGAGGUGAAUUGGCCAUUUCCUCAGCAAUAUCUGCAACUUUGCUUGAAGCAUGGCAUCAAAGAUAUAUUGCCGCCUUUUGAACCUCCUGAUUCGGUAAGAGCCCAGUGUAGCACGAAGGGUGCAGGACCUGAUAAAUUGACAGUCAGUGUAGAGGGUGAUGAAACAUUAGCUGAAGGUGAUUUGUUAGAAAAGGAAGAUGCACAUUCAUUGGAUUCGGAAGCUGAUGGUAUCAAUUGCUUGGUUUUAGAAUCUUCAGAUCAAGCUCAGUCUCCAUCAUCAGCAGAUGGGAGUUUGGAUGGUAGAUCUUGUUCAAAUGAGGCUGGUGUAGUUGGAGCUACUGCAUCUACGAUUACUAGUCACGUCCAAACUGAUAAGAUCUCAAAAUGUGCCAACCAAAUUCAUUGUUCAGUUAAUGAAAUCAGUGGUUCCUUGGAAGCUUCUGUAGAACUUGAAGUUGCGGGUCAUCACCACACCUCCAAAAAGAUAGAAAGCUUGUGUGGACCGUCUGAUAGGAAGUGCCGGUUGAUAGUGAAAUUGGGUGGUAUCUCUGAAUCCAGCCGUGCGGAAGAGAUAGUGUCGAAUUCUAGUGUGGCUUCGGAACCCAUGGCUUCUAAGGUUUGCCCUGUUUGCAAGACAUUCUCUUCCACUUCAAAUACCACCUUGAAUGCUCAUAUUGAUCAGUGCUUGGCUGUGGAGUCUACUUCCAAGCGGGCCACAACAGAUGUUAGCAAGCAUAGAGUUAAACUGAGGAAGAAAAGGUCGAUGGUGGAUAUUUGUGCAACUGCCCCCAGCUGUACUUUGGAAGAUCUCGAUCGGCGGAAUGGCACGAACUGGGCCGUGGAAUGUAGCCUGCUAAUGCCUAACGGUGAGGUUCGCCCGGAAACCAAAAGACAAAGACUGGGCAAAGUUGAUUUUGUUGAAGAUGAGGAUGAUCGUGCAGUCUAUGUGGAUUCAAACGGAACGAAGCUUCGGAUUCUGUCAAAGUUUAGUGAUGUGGUGGCACCAGUGGUAGGAGAUGAUUCUGUACUGAGGAAGCAUGCUAAGGAUUCCAAGGAAGGCAAGAGCCAUCUGGUUGGCAAGAAGAAGAAACGACUUGCUGGGAAAUGCUCUAAACAACUGAAAUUUAAGCCUCAAAGCAAGAAAUUGUGCUCUCUCAAGCUGUACAAAGAUGAGAUUUGUGAGGCGUCGGAUCGGAAACACCGGAUGGAAAAUCAUGAGGAGAAGGAAAAGUCCUUAUCUCAAUUACUGAAAGCGCGGGACCCAAUCAAAGCUAGUGAGUCUGGAACUUUAAGACAGUGGGCAUGCUCCAAACGGACUGGCCAUCUAAAGAAGUUCAGCAAUAGGGAUGGCUGUGGGGGAGCUGUGGGGGAUCCAGCGCCACCUGCAACUCGAAACCCACAGAUUGAGAGCAACCAGCCAACGUCGGGAGAUCCUCCUGCUGAGAGAAGCAACAUUCUGAAAUUCUCAAGGUCGUCCGAGAAUCCUGCCACUUCCCCAAGAAGCAAGAGAGUUGAGAUUCCGUCGAAUACCACAAACAUUAUGGAUAAUGCAGAGAAAUCCCUGAAAUCAGUUGAGGGUGAUUUCGAUCGAUCAACUGAAAGUGGUUCCGUUGCUGCCAACGGCAGUGUGUUGAAGUUCUCAAGACCUUCGGAGAGUUACGCGGCUUCUCCGAGAAGCAAGAGAGUAGAAAUAAAUGCAGGUGUUGCCCGGUCAUCUCCAAAACCAUUCAAAAACCAACCCUUCUCUCCAAAAGCCAAAAAAACCAUGACUUCACGGAAGAGUAUUUUACUAGGAAAACCAUCUCCUUCCAUGGAAGCAAGAAAAUGCAGUGAGAUUGACAAGCAUUCAGCUUAUAAGAAGUCUCAAGAGGAUAAACGGACGGUUGAAAAGAGCAGACGGGUUGAGCACUUUCUCUCUGAUGCUGAUAUGAUCCAUGGUUCCAGCAAAACUUUGGGACCCAGCUCAGAUUUGAUGAAGAGUUUGAGGCGGUCUGAAAUAGAGGAGAGUGGCGAUGAAGUGUCUAUCGGUAGAAACAACAUACUGGAAUCCUGGCACACGAGGGAUCAGGCCAUAAGCAUGUCUUCACAGCCGGAAACCACAACUUCAAAAAGGCUGGAUCUGGCGGCUGAAUGCCAUAACAUUGGGAUGUUUGAUAUGGUAGAUUCCCAAGAUGAAGGCAGUCCUCAUCCAUCCCCAAGUGUGGAUGUCACCCCAUCCAAAUCGGACGACUGGGAAUCCUCCGCUGAAGAAGUCCCGGUCAGUGGUGACACGGACAUUGCAUCUUCCUCCGAGAAAGCCGUCGAAGACACCAUGGCAGGAGGGUCUAGCGAAGCGCAGAGUUCGGAUGGAAAUGCACUAGCUGCUCAUUCCUACAUGCAAUCACCAUCUCAUGAGGAUGAAUAUAUGGGGCACACAAGCCAAACUGAAGCAUUCAUGGAGGAUCGGGAGAUUGGGUAUGUUGAUGAAAUCGGUGAUGAGCUUACAGGGCUAAAUUCUCAGAUGACGGCGGAGGCUGAUUCUAGGGUGGAAGAUGAUUCGUUGUCUGAUAUCCAAUACCCUAGGUGCUUGCCUGAUCCAAUGCCUAUUCAAGGAUCAGGACGGUGUUUGCCGAGUCCUGGCAAUGCGGGACACGAUGGUCUUCAGGACAACAUGUCGAUGACGUCAAGUGGACCCCAAUUCACCCAAGAUCAAGGCAAGUCAGUUGAUAGGGACCUGUCAAGAUCUCCCGCUUCCGUAACCUCAACCAUCUCCCCGCCACCAAUGGAAAGAUCCAAAUUAAAAAGUUCGGUGGGGCUUCCACUGGUUCAAGAUAUUGCAUGGCCAUUAGUGGCAAAUGUAGCUGAAUUGGAGAGAAUGAAGUCAGAGAGGGAGAACCCGAAAGUUGCAGUUCCUCCAGCAAAGGAAUUCUCUAAAAUAUCAGAUGAUCAGCCAUGUUGCUGCUCACGUAAGGAAAGCAUUUCUCGGGUUGCCACCUUAUCAUAUCAAGAACCACAGCUCCUGAGGCGGAGAAACUUCAUGGGCCCCAUGAUGCUGCCUAUCAAAGCGAAGCAAACAGCUUCAAAUCCGUAUUUUGGGCAUGAAAUCUCUACCUCGUCCAGCACUUAUCCAACCUCGAGAAUGGAUGAAAUGGUCAUUCCUGGCUCGGAAUCGCCCAUCGGUUCUGUUUCCAUGAAGCUGCCUUUGGAUGCUGUGAUGAAGUUCCCAAAUUGCAGCAAUUUCGAAUCUGCUGCCCAGUCCUCACAGGCCGAUCCUCACCAACCAUCUCCAAGUCCCGUCUUGAGGUUGAUGGGAAAGAACCUAAUGGUGAUGAACAAGGAGGAAGACGAAGCCAUGCAACUCCGAAGGGCUCCGCAGUUCGGUGCUCUUGGCCCACACGAUCAUUCCAAUGCAAAGUAUCUGACGCUUCUUGGAUUCUCAACAGGCAAUGUCCCGAAUCAGGAUGGCAUUUCUUUCUAUCGCCAGUCUACCAAUGGCUCCGCUGUCUACGGCAAUCCUUGCAAUCCUCUACCGAAUUUCAAUGUCGGCGUUCCAAAUGGUUACCGAAAUCACAGUAACUCAAAAAUGGUCCACCAAACUCCGCUACAUUUGGCCGAGGGUCAUCAGCAGGCCAUGAGCAUGGGAGCUUUCGCAGCGCCUGCCUUGCAGCCGGGGCCGAAGGGCCUAAAAACUGACUCGCAACCACAACAAAGAAGGCUGAAUAAGAAACUCAGCUCCCCAUUUGCAUACCAUGUCGAGAGGACAGCUCCUCACCACCGCCAACGCCAGAAACCUGUUUCCACCAUGCAAACUGCCAAUCCCAUGAGGGAGGUGAUUGUCAUUGAUGAUUCUCCCGAGUUGGAAGCAGAUUUGGGCAAGGGCAAUGGGAAAUAUGCCAUGGGAACAAGAGGAAAGCAGCAGCAGCCACUAGUGGGCAUUUUGCCUCCGAUGGCUUUGAAUUCAAAUCCAAGGCCGUUGAAAGUGUUUUCUUCCUUACCAUUGCACAAUACUUUCUCGAGGGAACCGCCCGUGGGCCCACCAAAAUCCAGUUUUCUAAUGUCUUGCCCUGUGGCGAAUGCUAGCUCUACGAAGCAAGGUCCCCCGGAAGGCCCCAGCAUUCUUUCACCAAAUCCUUUUAUGCUUCCGUCGCCUCCGACAGGGUAUCUCAACUCCCCACUUUACUAUUCUCCAAGCUUGCGGUAGGCGAAUGGUGAUGGCAGUCCUGAAACCGAUUCUCUGAUGCAUGAGCUUCUGGGGGCUCAAGCCAUUUUAAUCAGCGGCGUCCUUUGGUGGGGCCCGGUUAAAUCCGUCGGUUUCAAGAUUGGUUUUAACCAGAGAGGCUAAAAUCUUCGGAUACUGACUUUGUGGGCUUGUGGGGUCCCUAACAGGAUUGUCUCCAGUGCCAGGAAACCAUGCAUCCAUUCCAUCGAUGGGAGACGUAAAGCUGUUCAAAUUUCGCAUUUUACUGAUAGAGUCCUGGAGUUUUUGAGUUUGUAUUUAUUUGGGAUGUAUUAAAAAUCCGUAUCGGAUUCAAACAGUUUUCGAGGCUGCCAAUCUGCAAAACUGCAGUCGAUCUUGAAUAAUCAUGAAUCUGAUAGCCCCCUUUUCUCCA